UCAUUCAGUCUCCUUGCGGCCUCAGCCCAGCCGGGCUGCACAUCUUAAGAUAUUGUCCAUUUUCAAUUUCUGUAUCUCUAUCCUUCAGUCUGUGUAGUGGGCCAAGAGCUUGUUUGUUAUUUGUUGUAACCACAGCAUCUUGUCCUGCUCUACGUUCAGCUGCCGUCGAUAUCAACCUAACCAAGCCACAAAUCGCCAAAACACAUUACCCCUUUAAGCCGGCCUGCACCUCCUCUUGCUACCAGAUUAGUGGUGAAACUCUGACUUUUGCAACCAACAAUUUUGCGUCCCCCAGGAUGUCGGGAAGUCAUCGGAACAGCCAGAAAUUAAAUUUUGUGAGCGUGCUCGUCGAGCCGGGAAGGGAAACCGGAAUCUUUUAUAUCCCCGUCGCGAACCUCGCUCGUGGUACGACAUGGAGGGAGUUGAGAGCAUUUGUCGAAAAGGGUGCUCAAUGCGUCGUGGACCGUGUCGAAGUCUACCCUCCAGACAGUGGAUAUGUGCGGGUAGCCGAUGAGGCGAGCUUUGAUAGAGUAUUCUAUUUUCUGAAUGGGGGAGUAUUGAAGGAGCGGGGCUUGAUCGCCUUUGAUGGGAACAGGACCGAGAAAGUCGCCGUCAAAGUUCAGGAGGAUGAUCCCCAAUUCGCUAGCAUUGUCUCUUCACCCAAAUCCCCCAGCGCCAUGGGUACUCCCAUCCAAGGGGGGCUGCCCCUAGUCUCCUACCCUGAACCGUUCCCAGGCUCUCCGCAGGCCGGUGUGAGCUACCCCGGUGUGGCUGCCGGGAGCAACCCCGGGUUGCAAUACACGACGACCAGUUCCUACCAAGGAUAUGGUACCGGCUCGCCCCUGCAGUACCACACCAGUCCCCAGCUUGCCAGCCCGGGACUUCCCAGCCUUGGCGUGUCCUCCCCUGCGAGCUACCAGUACACAUACUCGCCUACCGAGCAAUACAGCCAAGUCUAUCCCAUGUACACGGGAGUUGCCGGCACUGCCGUGGCCCAGUGUCCGGGUGCAGAAUUUGGGUACGGCUUGUACGACUCCUAUUCCCAGCAGGCCCAGCCCUGGCCCGGCCAGGUGACGGCCGUGGAAGCAGCCGGCUACGGCAACACGGCUCUUGGCGGCGGCCAGUUCGGCGACCCCGACAAGCGAGCAAUCAUGAUCAAAAACAUGUCGUUCGACGGACUGAACGAUGCGAAGAUACGGGGAUACAUCUACAACCACGUCUCGCAGGAUGCCGGGAACAAGGUACAGAGUGUCGAGAUCCCAGCCCAGAGAUCCGCCGUCGCCACCACCGCCGCCGCCAUCAUCCUCGUCAUCUGCAUCCGCUACUAGCAGCGGGAAGCCAGCGAUUGCUCACGGAACUAAUCUGGCGAGCGUGUCUCGUGGCAGCAAGAAAUCGCGAGCCUGACUGAAAGAAAUAGCCCAUUCCCUCUAUCGGUAAUCACCACAAAACCGCAUUCUUAUCCCUUCUUAUAUAUCUACUUGCUUCUUUCCUUUCUUCACUCCUUUACAACGUAUAUUUCUAUCUCCCUCUUUUGGAAAAACUUACCAGUCAGCGUUUUUACAUACACACGAGUAUCACCAAGGUACCUUACCCAUCCCGAAUGUAAUAAACACAUCCCCGAUCAAUCCCCCUUUCCCUCCCUGGCCCCCGUUUUUAGACGCGGCCCUUCUAGCCACGGAGAGAGAAAAAGAGCUAUCGAUUCGAAUUUGGCAAAGAUGGUUUCA
Molecule: messenger RNA, 1724 nt
Organism: Lasiosphaeria miniovina
Lineage: Eukaryota; Fungi; Ascomycota; Sordariomycetes; Sordariales; Lasiosphaeriaceae
Exons: 4
Coding region: 297-1328 (343 amino acids)
Source: RefSeq, a predicted model, not a curated record